AUGAGUGAAGAGGCAGAACUUCGCGCCAAAAUCGCGGCGCUUUCAGGACGUAUCAGCCAGCAACGACAAUCUGGCAGCGCGCCCACCACACCCACGUAUGCUCCACCUGCAGGGCGCGGUUCAGGCUACUAUCCGAGAGGGCGUGGCGCUGGCUGGGCAGGCCAAUACGCGCAUGAUCGAUAUGCGCCAUAUCACCAACCUCGUGGCUUCUCUCAUAAGCCCGCCUAUGCUCCUUCGUACCGCAACCGCUCUCUCGUUGUUAACAGCUCCGUCGGAUCCCCUGCCGGUCAACCAGCUUCUCCUGCAACGCCUGCGCUCACGUCUUCCGACAAGUUCGUUUCGAAGCGCGACCGCCACAUGCAGUUGAUCAAUACUUCAGUCUAUGACCAGAAAACACAACAGCGCCAGCUGGAAAUCGAAGCCACUCUACGAGAGAAACAGCAACUCCGCGAUGCGAAAGAGAAGGCUAGGGUCAUGGGGGCCUUCCAGCCUCAACAGACUGCCUCGACUACUUACGGCGCUCCGCCAUCUGCAGGGACCGAUGCUGUGCGCCAUAUUCAAAUAAACAACCUCCGAUUCCGCGUAGCUGCAGAUGGAAGCAAACUCAUCCGCAUGUUUGACGACUCAAAUACGGAUCUCGGAGCCACACCUAAAAUCACAAAAGUGGCUGGUGUCACAUUUCACAGAAGCAAACACGGUAAUCUCUAUCGUGCUGGUCUUGUGAAGAAAUCGAUGAGGGAAAACAACAUCAAAAAGAGCUCGGAAUUGUGUCCAAGAUUUACUGCUACGGGUAUGUGCGCACACGGCAAUCGCUGCCGCUACACGCACGAUCCGAACAAGAUCGCCGUUUGCAAGGACUUCCUUCGAUCUGGUCGCUGCGCUGCUGGUGAUGCUUGCAACCUUUCCCAUGAAACCACCCCUCACCGUGUCCCUGCUUGCACUCAUUUCCUUCGCGGAAAUUGCACCAAUCCAGACUGUCGCUAUGCUCAUGUUGCUGUCAACCCUGCUGCACCUGCUUGCCGAGCAUUUGGAACUAUUGGCUACUGCGAGAAGGGUGCCGAUUGCACUGAGCGUCACGUAUUUGAAUGUCCAGACUAUGCUAACACAGGUAUAUGCCGUAACAAGAAGUGCCGACUUCCUCAUGUCGACACAGCUGGCAACAUGCGUAAGGCCAAAUCGGCAGAAGCUAAGAUGGACGAUGCAGAGACUUCCGAUUUAUCAAGCGAUGAAGAGAGCUACGACGAAAUUGACUACGACGACGUAGACUCUGACAAUUUCAGUGACAAUGAAGUCAUGGGCGGCACUGAUGAGCGCGAUCAUGAACUCUCACAGCAGCAAGAUUAUGUGAGGUUCUCUUGA
Aureobasidium melanogenum CBS 110374 is the source of this 1359-nucleotide messenger RNA. RefSeq lists its product as uncharacterized. The record is from RefSeq and is a predicted model, not a curated record. Gene Ontology annotation, molecular function: metal ion binding. The coding region runs from base 1 to 1359 and encodes 452 amino acids. Gene Ontology annotation, cellular component: nucleus. The transcript is spliced from 5 exons. NCBI's taxonomy places the organism in Eukaryota, Fungi, Ascomycota, Dothideomycetes, Dothideales, Saccotheciaceae.